AUGCUCCGCAGCCAGACCCUCCCCUGGAGAGCUGCGCUCCACCAAACACCCCGUUCCCUGCUCCGCCGGCCGUUCCUUGCUUCGCCGAGGUACAAUGCCAGCUUCCAAUCGGCCUUGAGCUCGGCGCAAUUUGGUCGCCCCCGUCUGCCGACUCCUCGCACAUUCUCCUCAAGCUCAACUCGACGGAGAGAGAAACCCCCACCAGACAACGAGAAGGACGAGGCCGAACAGAAGGAGGAGGAAGAGACAAAUCAGGAGGAAAAGGAUGCGGAACGUACCCCGGAGUCUCAGAGGGAAGCAACCGGCCCAAAAAGUACGGUAGAGCAAACGGGCUCGACGCGGAGGAAGGACCGAUCACCCAGAGAUAAAGACCAGCGAGUCGCGGAGGCGGCAAAGAAGGAACCCUAUGCCGCCGAUAGCAAAGGCGACUCCAACAAAACUCCAUCACCAAUCCCGCCUAGUGGUUCGUCGGCCGAUUCGAAACCCAGCAGCGCAAGCAGCGGCGGAAACAACGGCAAUGACGACAGCGGGAAGAAGGGCAAAAAAGGUGACAAGGCCCUGCAGAAGCCGGCGGUCCCGGACGUUUAUCCGCAGGUGAUGGCAAUCCCUAUUGCGAAGCGUCCUCUGUUCCCUGGCUUCUACAAGGCGAUCACCAUCCGAGACCCGAACGUCGCCGUUGCGAUCCAGGACAUGAUGAAGCGGGGCCAGCCAUACGUGGGUGCGUUCUUGUUCAAGGAUGACAGUGCCGAUGGCGAUGUGAUCGAGAACUUGGACGAUGUCUACGAUGUCGGUGUAUUUGCCCAGAUCACAGCUGCGUAUCCUCUUCGUGGAGAAAAUCGGGGUGAAACCAAUGGUGUGACAGCUGUUCUCUACCCGCACCGGCGCAUCAAGAUUUCGUCGCUGCUGACGCCCAACGAGACUAACAAGACGGACACGUCUGAAGACAAGACGACUGAGAAGCGAGGUGAUGUGGUGGCCAGCUUUGAGGAAGGGGCCCCUGAGCCAGUACCUAAGGAUCAUUACGAACCUACCUCUUUUCUGCGAAACUACCCAGUGAGCUUGGUGAACGUGGAGAACCUCCUCGAGGAGCCGUAUGACAAGAAGAGUGGCAUCAUUCGUGCAGUGACCAGUGAAAUUGUCAACGUGUGCAGGGAGAUCGCCAAUUUAAACCACCUGUUCCGCGAUCAGAUUUCCGCCUUCUACACGGACCAGUUCCCGGGGAAUUUGCUCGACGAGCCGGGCAAGCUGGCUGAUUUUGCUGCCGCGGUUUCUGCGGGCGAGUUGCAUGAAAUGCAAGAUGUUCUCGAGACAAUGAAGAUCGAAGACCGUCUGCCCAAGGCACUCGUCGUGUUGAAAAAGGAAUUGAUGAACGCACAACUUCAGUCCAAGAUCACGAAGGAUGUGGAAGCCAAGAUCCAGAAACGCCAGCGCGAGUAUUGGUUGAUGGAGCAGAUGAAGGGGAUCAAGAGAGAACUUGGCAUUGAAUCCGACGGCAAAGAUAAGCUGGUGGAGAGGUUUAAGGAGAAGGCAGAGAAGCUCGCAAUGCCAGAGGCCGUCAAGAAGGUCUUCGAUGAAGAGAUCAACAAGUUGGCUCACCUGGAGCCUGCUGCCUCUGAAUUCAAUGUCACCCGCAACUAUCUCGACUGGUUGACCCAGAUUCCCUGGGGCCAGAAGAGCGUUGAGAAUUUCGGCAUCAAGAACGCCGUGACGGUCUUGGAUGAGGAUCACUACGGCUUGAAGGACGUCAAGGAUCGUAUUCUUGAAUUCAUUGCCGUGGGGAAACUGCGAGGAACCGUCGAAGGAAAGAUUCUCUGUCUUGUGGGGCCGCCAGGUGUUGGCAAGACCAGUAUUGGAAAGUCGAUCGCCCGCGCUCUGGACAGGCAAUACUACCGCUUCUCCGUGGGAGGCUUGACGGAUGUCGCAGAGAUCAAGGGUCAUCGCCGGACUUACGUCGGUGCUCUGCCUGGGCGCAUUAUUCAGGCGCUCAAGAAAUGUCAGACCGAGAACCCCCUGAUCUUGAUCGAUGAGGUGGAUAAGAUUGGACGUGGUCACCAGGGUGACCCGUCUUCUGCUUUGCUUGAACUACUUGACCCCGAGCAGAAUUCCUCGUUUUUGGAUCACUACAUGGAUGUCCCCGUGGAUUUGUCCAAGGUUCUCUUUGUCUGCACGGCUAAUGUCACCGACACAAUCCCUCGGCCACUUCUGGACCGGAUGGAAAUCAUUGAACUAUCUGGCUAUGUGGCAGAUGAGAAGAUGGCCAUUGCCCAACGCUAUCUGGCUCCGUCUGCCAGGGAGUUGACCGGCCUGAAGGACGUUGACGUGACUUUGCAAGAUGACGCCAUCGAGGAGCUGAUCAAGUCGUACUGCCGUGAAAGCGGUGUUCGCAACCUGAAGAAGCAAAUCGAGAAAGUGUACCGUAAGGCUGCGUUCAACAUCGUCCAGGAACUGGGCGAGGAUGUAUUAGCAGAGGAAGAUGCCUUGACGGAUGAGGGCAAGGCCGCGCAAGAGGAAGCCAGGGAGCAUGAACCAUCUGAUCCGGCAGAGGCUCCCCUGGAACCCGAGAAGUCUACUACCGAGACCCCUCGACUGGCCCUCAAGGUUCCCGAUUCCGUGCAUCUCAGUAUCGCCAAGGAUACGCUGAAGGACUAUGUCGGCCCGCCCGUCUUUACCGCUGAUCGUCUGUACGACAAGUUCCCUCCGGGUGUGACUAUGGGUCUGGCAUGGACUAGCAUGGGCGGUGCGGCUCUGUACGUCGAAUGUAUUCUGGAGAGCGCGUUGACUUACCAGUCGCGGCCGGGGUUGGAAAUCACGGGCAACCUGCAAAACGUUAUGAAGGAAUCUACUCACAUCGCCUACUCGUUCGCCAAGUCCGUGAUCGCCCAGCAGUUCUCUGAGAACCAGUUCUUUGAGAAGGCGAAAGUCCAUCUGCACUGCCCCGAGGGGGCUGUUCCCAAGGAUGGCCCCUCCGCCGGUAUCACCAUGGCAAGCUCCCUUCUGUCUCUGGCAUUGAACCACCCUCUCGACCCGGCCGUUGCCAUGACCGGAGAAUUGACCGUCACCGGCAAGGUCCUGCGCAUUGGCGGUCUGCGCGAGAAGACAGUGGCUGCCCGCCGGGCUGGUGCGACCAAGGUUAUUUUCCCUGCGGACAACACAUCCGACUGGCUUGAGCUGCCCGAGAACAUCAAGGAGGGCAUCGAGGGCCACCCGGUAAGCUGGUACUCGGAAGUCUUCGACCUGCUGUUUGCCGACCUGGAUAAGGACAAGGCCCGCCAACUUUGGAAGCAGGCGCUGGCCAAGCCUGCGGGCAAGCAGGCAGCCGAGGCGGAGGAGUAA
Molecule: messenger RNA, 3333 nt
Organism: Penicillium lagena
Lineage: Eukaryota; Fungi; Ascomycota; Eurotiomycetes; Eurotiales; Aspergillaceae
Product: endopeptidase La
Exons: 3
Coding region: 1-3333 (1110 amino acids)
Biological process (GO): protein catabolic process; protein quality control for misfolded or incompletely synthesized proteins; chaperone-mediated protein complex assembly
Cellular component (GO): mitochondrial matrix
Molecular function (GO): ATP-dependent peptidase activity; single-stranded DNA binding; ATP hydrolysis activity
Source: RefSeq, a predicted model, not a curated record